Messenger RNA from Enterobius vermicularis (human pinworm), 2301 nucleotides. Lineage: Eukaryota; Metazoa; Nematoda; Chromadorea; Rhabditida; Oxyuridae. The record is from the annotation of a GenBank genome assembly.
AUGAUUGAUAUUAUUUCAGAAUUGAUAAACACUCUUCAAGAAUUAGCGCCCCGUUACGAUUUUGACGUGAGUACUCCUGGUAAUGGAUUUAGGUCUUUAAUUUGCAUCGUUGAUAUCGUUAUUUUCCAUCUGAUAUCGCUUUUGCGCUCGUGCAGUGAAAAGCGGUAUAUGCUUAUGUUUCGGUCUUCCUAUUAUUGCAAGGAAAUAGAAGCGUAUGCUGCUGUACUCAGAUUUUUCGUUCUUUCAUUGCAGCAGGUUGUGUCGACAACUAACGAGUUAGCGGAAAAUUCGCUUUUUCCACCUCUUAAUGAUGAUUAUUCUAAGCACAAAAAACUUUUAAAAGGAAUAGAAGCCCUUGACGCCUCUUGUUUUUAUGGUCGGGCACUGGGCUUCCAAGUGACGCAGGAAGCUGACAUUGACUUCUGUAAAGGCUUCUGGAACCUCUCGGAAUUUGGAAAUCAUGUGCCUCGCUUCUUUUGUCCAAAUAUGGCUGUGAACGACGAAAGUGUAAUACCUAUUGAUGAGUUAGUAACGUUAGAGUCAGUCUCAGGAGAAAGAUUGGUGAUUUCCCCUCCUAAUGCUCAUACGGGUGCGCGUCCUGUACGGGUCCGAAUAAUGUCGUAUUCACACCGACGGGAUUUGAAAGCCUCAAGCGGAGCAUCUGAUCGACAGCCGGCUUCUCCGUAUUUACUUCUGCACUGUCAUGGUGGAGGUUUUGUAGCAACGUCCUCAAAGUCUCACGAGACUUACUUGCGUUCAUGGGCAAAAUCUUUGGAUUGCACAAUUGUUUCUGUUGAUUAUUCAUUGGCCCCAGAAGAUCCUUUUCCGCGGCCGACAGAAGAAGUGCUAUAUGCAUAUGCUUAUAUAAUCAACAACCCAAAUAAAUUUGGGUGGACUGGAGGAAAAAUAUGCUUGGUUGGUGAUUCAGCUGGGGGCAAUUUGGUCACUUCUGUUAGUAUACGCCUUAUACAGCUUGGAGUGAAAAGAAGGCCUGAUGGGCUUAUGUUGAUUUACACGCCAUUCCUUUUCCAGUUUCUUCCUUCUCCUUCGCGCCUUCUUAGCUUCUUUGACCCGCUCUUGCACAUGGGUGUUGUUUUACGUUGCACAGCAGCCUAUACAAGGGGAUAUGCUUCGGAAGUAGCUCCCACAGAGCUUCCAAACCGGGAAAAUGUAAGGCAUAAAAGUCUUCAAGAAUACGUAGACGAAGUGCAGAAAGUACAGAGCAACAGGAUUUUUAAUCUUGAAGAUUCGUCAAUCUUAUCGCUUGUCAAUCUUUCACAAAACGGGUGUAAUGAAGCAAGGCACUCAAAAAGUGGUUUUUCAAAGGCAAAAGAUGACAAAUUAUCGGAGCGCGAGCAACAAGAAAGCUCUGGUGAAGAGGAAGAAGAUGUUGUAGAACAUGAGGCUUCUAUUUCGGGAAUUGAGGUAAUGUCGGAUACACACCGUAUUAUGCUUCAUUUGCCUUCGAGUAUUUGUGAUCGUCGUUUGUUAGAUUAUCUGAAAGAUCAUCCUAUAACGAAGGAUUCGCUCAUUCCAAUCGAUGAACUUGAGAAUGAUCUUCCUAAGGAUCCUAAGGUCCCUCCAAAUAGUAACAAAGACUCAAAUCCGACUCUUUCGACCAAAUCUUCUAGCUCUGCCGAAUUAAAUUCGCCAGCGACAGCCGUUGAGUCAAAAGAAAUGCGGCCCACAGCAGCGACCUCUACGGUUGUUCCUUGUCGCACGCUUGUUGCAUCUAUCAGUAGCCAAAGCUUAGCCGCGGCUUCAAGGCAAAUGAUGAACGUACGGACCUUAAGCCACAGUUUGGCAGACACGGCUGUCACAGCGGCUGGACAUGCAAUGGACAACUUGUCCGGGUGGCUUGAUACAAGCGCACCAGCGGGGAAGGCAGAUAAAGCGAAACUAAGCCGAGUAGCUUCACUUACUCCUGAAGUAGCUGCAAAACUCCAACAGGCGGAGGCUCAGAAAACUAUGAAGUAUUCUUACAUAGACAAGUUAACGGAAAGUGAAGUUCCGAAAGAUCCACUUAUUUCGCCUAUGUAUGCCUCCUCUGAAAUAUUAAGACAGUUGCCUCCAAUGCGUUUCUUGGCCUGUCAUCUGGAUCCGCUUUUGGAUGACACUAUCAGUUUUGCGGUAAGAGCUCGGGCCUGUGGCUCAACAAUAUCAAGCAUUGAUCUGGUAGAUAGUUUACCCCAUGGGUUCUUGAAUUUUUCGUUGAUUUCGCCAGAAUGUCGUGAAGGAUCUAAACUUUGCUUAAGAAGAAUUAAAGAGCAAUUUGGGAUGACAGACAUGACUCUUUUUUAA